Messenger RNA from Stylophora pistillata, 2920 nucleotides. RefSeq lists its product as uncharacterized. NCBI's taxonomy places the organism in Eukaryota, Metazoa, Cnidaria, Anthozoa, Scleractinia, Pocilloporidae. The record is from RefSeq and is a predicted model, not a curated record.
AUGGCCGGCAAGAAGAAGCGUAAGCGUCAGACUGAACCAAAAAAGAAAGAUUCCAAACAGAACACAAACACAGAUCGUGCUUCAUUUGAAGAUAAGAAACCUAAAUUAGACGAUAAGCAGAAUAAAUGGUCAAAUGAGCCUUUAAAACAGUUGAUUUCAGGAACGAAAGUUAAAAGCGAAAACAACGUAUCAGAAGGGUCGAGUGCACAGACGUUGGAAGCCGAAGAGUGCAAAUACAUCCCGCCCUUCACUCGGAAGACUAAGAUAAUCUUGAGAAGAGAUAGAGGCUCCGUUUCUCCUGGUGUGGGCACGGGGCAAAUUAACCGACCUUGGAAGGGUAGAGAACGGAAUGCUGUGAAGAACCAACCAAGCCCGCGGAAUAAAAACACUAACGAAGAAGUGUCUUGUACGAACGACUCGCCCAAGCAGGGAAAAGAAGAAAAAGAGUUGGAGGAAGAAGUGGAGAUAGAUGUUGUAGGAAUGAAUGGAGUGGUGAUGUUGGAUCAGGCGAAGAAAGACUUCCCUUUAGCCAUUACUAGUUGGGCAGUACCUGCAGAUGUAGAAGGCAACAAUUCACUUAUAGUGAGUGGACCUCUUUCAUCUUGUUCUUCCAGUACCAUGCAAGGAGAUAUUUCAGCCAUUGUUAUGCAGGUCAUAGAUGACCUCUGUGAAACCGUUAUUAGAUAUGGAAACCAGUGUAAUGACAAAGCCUUGGAGGAGCAGCUGACCAAUGCUGGUUCUCAGACACUACUUGCAGAGGAUAAUGAAGCAGUGGCCCUAACAACAACAGCAGUGGAAGGGCAAGAGCAUUGUGGGCAUGCUAUGACAACUACAGUGAUAGCAGAGGAAGAAACAGCAGCAACAAUUCAUAUGCAUAAGGACAAGAUUUGUGCAGCUCCAGUCAAGCGAGUUGCUUCAAAACAUGCCACUGAAGAGUGUCAUGAGGGUGUGGAAGAAAGUCGUGUACCAACCUUGCAAUCUUUUUGUCUUAGGUUGGAAAAUGAACUAAGGAUGAGACAGUACGGGGAAUAUGAUCACAAAAAAUGUAAUUAUCAUGGUGUAGUCAGCAGUAAAAGUAUAAAUGAAGAUGAACUGAAACAUCUAGGAGUAAAUGACUUGAUAGUUAGCAGGCCAGUGGUGCAGAAAGAAAUUUUGUUUGGACAAGAAAGCUCAUCAGGAAAUGUAGGUAUCCAAGCUGUAAAUACAUCAGUACCAUUAAUGGAUACUCAGUUCAUCUCUGCACAAUCUCUAAAAGACUUCAUUCAACUUGAUGGGGAAGCAGAACAGAGACAUGAGAGUGAUGAUGGACAAUCCUCCAAAACAGAUGAUAUAUCAACUGAAAAUAGAGAUCUGGCAGUGACAGAGCAAAAGGUGAAUAUGGAAAAACAGAAGGUUGUGGACAAAUUAUCCUUUGGGAACCAUUCUGAUGUAUGUGGAGCUUAUGACCAGGGGCAGCCCAUCACUGAGCAAGGUCUUGACCAGAUGGUCCCAAAUGAUUAUGAAAACAGCACUGUGAUAUCAAAUGAAAUUCCAGAAGCAACAGAAUCCACAAGAAUGUCAACAAUGAAGGAGAUAACUGUGGUCUUUGACAAAAACAUUAAACAUGUAACAGUUGUCCAAACAGGGCCCACCAAUACUGGAAAUGGUUCUAAUCUGGAGUUGUCUCAGUCCCUUUGCACUGCUCAGGAAUCAGAACUUGCUAAAGAGGAAAACAUAACAGAGGACCAAACCGUGACUGGUACCAAGCCUACUGGUGUAAUUGAGCAUGAAGAGUUGAUACUAGAAACUGAAGGAGAAGAAUCUCAUGACAUGAUACAAAGCAAAAGUAUAGAGAAUCCAACCAGGAAGCUGGAAGGAAGGUUCUCCUUUUUUGGUUCUGAUACCGACUUUUUGGAAUUUGAUAGCAUAAUGGACUGCACAGACUCUCAGCUGGUUCAUGUAGAUGAUUGCUUUGAUGAAGAGCAGCUGCCCUUAAGGCCUUUGAAACAUGACCCAAGUAAUGUAUAUAGUGAGGUUGGAGGUGACAGAGUUGAAGGCGAUGUGGAGGUUCCGUCUGACAGAGGAAUGAUCAAGGGAUUGAUCAGUGAGCUGUCAACAUUGAACAAAUUUAUGAUUGGAGCAUGGAAAGAUUUGGAGAGCCAGAGGAAAAAGAGGCAAGCAAGACUGAAAUUAGGGAAGGCAAAAAAGUUUAAAUAAGAUUUGAUAUAAUAUCCUCAUGUUUAAAGUAUUAUUCGCGUGUUUGGUGUUUUACUCCUUGCAACAUAAGAGAGCAUUCCUGCAAGAAAUUGAAAUUGUAACUCAGUUUAUGUUCUAUUGUGAUCAACUGUUUCGACUACUGUCGGCUUGGGUUGAAGCAGUUCAAAUUUCCAAACAGAACACUUCACCCAUUAAUUUGGGCUACAGGACAAACAUUUAGAGGAUACUUCAGUAAGUUCAUUUAAUAAAAGAUUUUUGAGAUUAAUUAGCAGUGAGCACCUGGGCAUGUAUCUGCUGUUUGUUGUCACAGAGUAUCACUAGCAGCAGAAGACCACACUUGCUGGUGAAAUGUCCUUGAGAACAAUGAUAGUGGCCCCUCAUGCUUUUUCAACCAUUUCAACCUGGUUUGAUACAGGUUUGAAAUUAUCAACUAAAGAUGAUUUUUCCUGUUAGAAUAAAAAACAAACAAACAAACACAACCACCCUGGUAUGGUGAUUCCCAAGAAAGCUUGGCCUCAAUGCAUACAAAGAUGAUUCUCAUGUUUGUUAAUACCAUGAUAUAAUUUAAGCUUUUUGAAGUUGAGUUUCUUUGGAUAGUGCUUAAUUUACAUUAAUUAUUUGUGAAAUUUAGGGAACUUCUCCCUUUUUGAUGACAUUACAGUAGACAACUUCAAUUAAGUAUCGAGAGAAUGUCUUUUUACCUUUUUUCUUAUAAUUUUUAAGG